GGAGUGAGUCAUUAGCUGUUGACAUCAGAGCGCGCUUAACUGAAACCCCACCUCACUUUCGUUUCAAAGUCAUGGGCUGUGCGUAAAAGCUCGCCUUCACUAUAAGUAUGGAUCCUAAUUCUUCUCUACCAUGAAAUUUCCCACAUAUCUACUUCUUCAACCAGCGCAGAAUUAACCCAGGGGUGGACAAUAACGUAACUUUCAUGGCGUCACAGAACAUCAGUUGCCGCGAGCAGAUCAGCGUCUCUGGAGGAUCUCCCACGAUACCCGCGAUCAUGUUUUUCACCGGUGUCCUUGGGAAUGUGGUCGCCUUAAUCCUCUUGGAAAUACGGCGGAGGAAACAACCAGCAUCUCUAUUCCACGUCCUGGUCGCAUCUCUAGUCAUCACGGAUCUGGUGGGAACUUUCUCCGUCAGUCCUCUAGUUUUGACUGCGUACUUCAGUAACACGUCUAUGCUCGGGAUGAAUGAAAACCGGGUGGUCUGCGGACACUUUGGAUACGCGAUGACAUUUUUCAGCGUGGUGACCCUCGCCAUUCUUCUGUCCAUGGCCGUGGAGCGCUGGCUCUCCAUCGGCCAUCCUUUCUUUUACGAGAAGUUCUUGAGUAAACGCUGCGGGUACAUCACCAUCGCGCUCAUUUACCUGCUGUGCGCGCUCUUCUGCGCCUCACCUUUCCUCGGGUUUGGGAAGUAUGUCCAGUACUGUCCGGGAACGUGGUGCUUCGUUGAUAUGGACCCGUCUGUGAGCGAACACAAGGCGUUUAAUAUCGUCUACGCCUCUUGUUUGCUGCUCAUGAUAGUGUGUACUGUUUUGUGCAACGCGUCCGUCAUUUAUCACCUUUCGCUCAUGUACCGGAGGCUCAAGGCGCACCGGAGCUCAGUCCGGCGGCAGCGCGGACACAAGAGACACCGCUCCAUCACCAAGGAAGUUGAACAUCUGGUGCUGCUAGGGUUCAUGACAAUAGCAUUCGUCAUUUGCUCUCUUCCUCUUGUGAUUCAAGUUUACCACAACACGCUCUACCACCGAGAGGGUCACAGAAACACUGCCAUCCCCCUUCUCUUCCUCUCAGCUAACCCCAUCAUUGACCCCUGGGUGUUCAUCAUCCUCAGCCCCCCGGUGCCCCGUCUGCUCUGGGACAAGAUCUGUAAAGCUGCAAAAUCCAAACCCAUCAGGGAGAAGGUGCAAAGCAUUCACCCCGUCCUGUACCAUUCAAGUCCACCUGCAGACUGAGGAGACCAAGGAGGAUUUGAUAGAUAUUUGCAGAGCAAUUCCAGGAAGCAGCGGCUUCUGAUCUCCAAAAGCUCUCUGUGUUUGUGGGAGAGAUUAUAGAGUGAUUGCCCACUCCUGUAAUGAAAUAGAAGAUGCUGAAAGUCCAGGUCACUGAAAGCCUGAAGAGAUGAGUCUAAACCUGUGGAUGAAAGAGCUGGGUGGUGUGUGUGUGUGUGUGUAUACAGAUAAAGUCAAAAUGAUUAGCUCUUCUGUGAUUUUUUUCCAAAUAUUUCCCAAAUGAUGUUUAACAGGGCAAGGAAAUUUUCACAGUAUGUCUGAUAAUAUUUUUUCUUCUGGAGAAAGUCUUAUUUGUUUUAUUUCGGCUAGAAUAAAAGCAGUUUUUAUUAUUUUUAAACCAUUUUAAGGUCAAUAUUAUUAGCGCCCUAAGCAAUGUUUCAUUUCUGAUUGUCUACAGAACAAACCAUUGUUAUACAAUGACUUGCCUAAUUACCCUAACUUGCCCAAUUAACCUAAUUAAGCCUUUAAAUUGCACUUUAAGCUGAAUAAUAGUAUCUUGAAUAAUCACUAGAAAAAUAUUUUGUUCUGUCACCAUGUCAAAGACAUACUAAUAAGUUAGUUAUUAGAAAUAAGUUAUUAAAACUAUCAUAUUUAAAGAUGCAUUAACAAAUCCAACACAGACUCAUUCUGAAAACGUAGUCCCAUGGGCGUUUCUGGAGACCGAGAAUUAUGUAGCCGGAGGUGCGUAUGGCUGCAUUUCAUUUUUUAAACGAACGAGGGCUUACCAGCUGACCGCUUACCUCCGUAUGGAGGGCUUUCCUGCUACAACCAGUUUGUCCAGUUAGCUCGUCAUGUAGGUCAGCGGAUUUGAGAUGCAAAGAGGAGUUGACCAUGACGAUGGGGUUCAAGUCGGAAGAGUGGUUACAGAAAUCAGGUAAAACAAAAACAGAAUCCAAAAAAUAAAAUGAACAAGUGAAAAACAGGGUGAGAAUGUGGAAAAAUCCAAAAACGUGGUAAAAAUCAGAUGAGAGCUUUUCUUUUUCUGGGGUGCAUUUCCCAAAUAACGACGUAACUCGCAGCUGAGCUAUCACAGUACGAUGAAUCGUUUGGGAAAAGAACGAUGUAGUAAUGAGUGUUUCCAAACAUCCGUAGUUUCUCUGUCGCAGAUCCAUAAUGCCCAUAAUGAUGCUCUAAACGGGGUGGAGUAACAACGUCUCUAGAGAAGAACCCCAUAAUUUCUUUGUGCAAAUUCUAUUGUUUUACACAAACAUGCAUUUAAAAUAAAAUCCAAUAUUAGUUUUGCUAAAACAUACCCACGCUUUCCAUAUUAAUUAAAAUAUAUGUAAAUGGAAAAUAUAGAGCCUGUGUUUCCUUUACAAAUAUUAUUGAGAAUAUUACAUAUUCUAUUUUAAAACAUAAAAUCACUUACAAAAGCUAACACAUAUUCUAAUGUCAUAUAUAAAUCAUAUAAAUAAAUAAAUAAUGAGGCGAUUUAUUAAGAAAUGAAAUGUACUGUUUAUUAUUUAUUAGCAAAUGAAAAAAAAUCCUACUUUAAUAAUAAUAUUGAUAAUAUUAAGGAUUAUGAUUAUUAUUAUUAAGUAGGAUAUUGUUUAUUUAUUUUUUUGAAAAGUCAAUUUGACACAUGCAAGCCACUGCAGAAAUGUUCUAACCAACAGCCCCAUGUCAUAUAAAGUACAGAUAAUAAAUAACCUACUAUAUAUUAAAAGCAUUAACGUGUGAUAUGUUUUUUUGUUUUCAGAAGCUUUGGAGACGUAACGUAAAUUCCGCUUUUAAAUAAUAGAUCACCUAUAGCUUUCGUCAUGAGGCUGAGCUCAAAAUGGCAUCAAUGUUUUUAAAGUGCACUGGGAAGGGAGCGCAAUUGUAAACAUGUAGAUGAAGAAAACAUCUAGAACACAGCCAGGAACUUUGUUUCUAACUACAGCUCCAGAGGUGUAGUUGCAAGUGCACAAGUUUGCGACGCAGGUUGCGAACGUUCGUUUGAACGAUGAAUUUGGGAAACGUAAAAUCAAUGAACUAUGUUUGUAACGGCGGAACUUGGGAAACACACCCCUGGACGGCUUUUGUAAAUCGUUGGUUGGGUUUAGGGAAGUGGGUGUUUGGGUCAAUCGAUAAAAUUGGUUGUGUUUAGGGAAGGAGGAGGGUGGGUCAGUCGAUUGGUCAGUCGGCCAGUCAGUCAGUUAGACAGACAGUGAGUCGACAGCGGCCUCUGGUGGGUUCACGCGAGAACAUUGGGUGUGAACGGCACUCACGAGAGAAAUUUGAGAUAUGAAAAAACGCACACAGCGGCCUCUCGCGGAUUUGCUAAAACAAAAACUGCAAAAAUAUGUACCAGGACGUAUUCCGCGGUCUUCAGAAACAUCCAUAGGACUACGUUUUCAGAAUGAGCCUGGGUUGCACAAAUGUCCUUUAAACAGCUCUUGGAAAUAUUUGCAAAGAGAGCAGUGGGCUAAUAAUUUUGAUUUGAACUAUCUAUAUAUUUAUGCGCAGAGUAAACUUAUUUAUUAUUUUUUAUUUAUGGAAAGUAAAACAUUUAUGAAGACCGGAAAAUACAUGUUUAUUUAUCCAUUAGAAACACAGUGGUAAAUAUAAAUAAACAUUUACUGGCUGACAUAAGGAGCCCGACUUCCUGUUUAAACUAUGAGGAAUGUGGUUCUCUCUCUCUCUCUUCUGUGUGUGUGACUUCAUGCUUCAUCGGUUUUGUUUUCUGUUCCGUUGCAAAUAUGCACAGGACUAGAUCAUGUCUUAGCAAGUCGGUUAAUUGUGAAAGAGACGUUCAGCUUGGAUAAAACUAUGCAAGUCUCAUGACUGAUGAUGGUUUGGGGGGAGCUGAAGCAGACUAAACUGUGAGAAUAAAUGUUUAUAAACAUUGGAAAUAAGGAAUUGUUUUCGUGGUUUUUCUUUUAAA
Danio aesculapii is the source of this 4152-nucleotide messenger RNA. RefSeq names its product prostaglandin E receptor 2b (subtype EP2) (gene ptger2b). The record is from RefSeq and is a predicted model, not a curated record. Bases 204 to 1229 code for a protein of 341 amino acids. NCBI's taxonomy places the organism in Eukaryota, Metazoa, Chordata, Actinopteri, Cypriniformes, Danionidae. The transcript has 2 exons. Gene Ontology annotation, molecular function: prostaglandin E receptor activity. Gene Ontology annotation, cellular component: plasma membrane. Gene Ontology annotation, biological process: adenylate cyclase-activating G protein-coupled receptor signaling pathway; positive regulation of cytosolic calcium ion concentration; inflammatory response.